Molecule: messenger RNA, 5046 nt
Organism: Mus caroli (Ryukyu mouse)
Lineage: Eukaryota; Metazoa; Chordata; Mammalia; Rodentia; Muridae
Gene: Tlr8
Product: toll like receptor 8
Biological process (GO): defense response to virus; toll-like receptor signaling pathway; canonical NF-kappaB signal transduction
Cellular component (GO): plasma membrane
Molecular function (GO): pattern recognition receptor activity; protein binding
Source: RefSeq, a predicted model, not a curated record
CUGUCUUCCAACAUAAACUUCUGCAAAUCCAUUGCUAGAUUUUGCUGAUGCUAAAGCGACCAGAUUUCAGAAGUUUGCCAAAGUCUGCUCUCUGCACAGCUACUGUACACAGAGGACCACACUGCACUGCUACUACAAGCUAUUGAAAGAGAACCUUGAAGGGAUCCCAGCCAGAAAGGGGAAAGCAAGAGCCUUCCAAGGAAGAAUUUGAGCUGUUCUAUUAUUUUCUGGUCCAGCUAUAAGCACAUCUUCUUCCAGAAAAACAGAGUUGGAUGUUAAGAGAGAAACAAACGUUUUACCUUCCUUUGUCUAUAGAACAUGGAAAACAUGCCCCCUCAGUCAUGGAUUCUGAUGUGCUUUUGUCUGCUGUCCUCUGGAACCAGUGCGAUCUUCCAUAAAGAGAACCAUUCCAGAAGCUAUCCUUGUGACGAGAUAAGGCACAAUGCCCUUGUGAUUGCAGAAUGCAACUAUCGUCAACUACAUGAAGUUCCCCAGACUAUAGGCAAGUAUGUGACAAACAUAGACUUGUCACACAAUGCCAUUACACAUAUAACAAAAGAGUCCUUUCAAAAGCUGCAAAACCUCACUAAAAUAGAUCUGAACCACAAUGCCAAACAACAGCACCCAAAUGAAAAUAAAAAUGGUAUGAAUAUUACAGAAGGGGCAUUUCUCAGCCUAAGAAAUCUAACAGUUUUACUGCUGGAAGACAACCAGUUAUAUACUAUGCCUGCUGGGUUGCCUGAGUCUUUGAAAGAACUUAGCCUAAUUCAAAACAACAUAUUUCAGGUAACUAAAAACAACACUUUUGGGCUUAGGAACUUGGAAAGACUCUAUUUGGGCUGGAACUGCUAUUUUAAAUGUAAUCAAAUCUUUAAGGUAGAAGAUGGGGCAUUUAAAAAUCUUAUACACUUGAAGGUACUCUCAUUAUCUUUCAAUAACCUUUUCUAUGUGCCUCCCAAACUACCAAGUUCUCUAAGGAAACUUUUUCUGAGUAAUGCCAAGAUCAAGAACAUCACUCAGGAAGACUUCAAAGGACUGGAAAAUUUAACAUUACUAGAUCUGAGUGGAAACUGCCCAAGGUGUUACAAUGCUCCAUUUCCUUGCACACCUUGCAAGGACAACGCAUCCAUCCACAUACACGAUCUAGCUUUUCAAAGUCUCACCCAACUUCUCUAUCUAAACCUUUCCAGCACUUCCCUCAGGAAGAUUCCUUCUAUCUGGUUUGACAAGCUGUCAAACCUGAAGGAACUCCAUCUUGAAUUCAACUAUUUAGUUCAAGAAAUUGCCUCGGGGGCAUUUUUAACAAAACUACCCAGUUUAGAAAUCCUUGAUUUGUCCUUCAACUUUCAACAUAAGGAAUAUUUACAAUUUAUUAAUAUUUCCUCAAACUUCUCUAAGCUUCGUUCUCUCAAGAAGUUGCACUUAACAGGCUAUGUGUUCCGAGAACUUAAAAAGGAGCAUUUCAGAUAUCUCCAGAAUCUUACAAACUUAACAACCAUCAACUUGGGCAUUAACUUUAUUGAGAAAAUUGAUUUCAAAGCUUUCCAGAAUUUUUCCAAGCUCCAUGUUAUCUAUUUAUCAGGAAAUCGCAUAGCAUCCGUAUUAGAUGGUACAGAUCAUUCCUCUUGGCGAAAUCAUCUUCGGAAACCUCUCUCAACAGACUAUGACGAGUUUGAUCCACACGUGAAUUUUUACCAUAGCACCAAACCUUUAAUAAAGCCACAGUGUACUGCUUAUGGCAAGGCCUUGGAUUUAAGUUUGAACAAUAUUUUCAUUAUUGGGAAAAGCCAAUUUGAAGGUUUUCAGGACAUUGCCUGCUUAAAUCUGUCUUUCAAUGCCAAUAGUCAAGUGUUCAAUGGCACAGAAUUCUCAUCCAUGCCCCACAUUAAAUAUUUGGAUUUAACCAACAACAGACUAGACUUUGAUGAUAACAAGGCUUUCAGUGAUCUUCACGAUCUAGAAGUGCUGGACCUGAGCCACAACGCACACUAUUUCAGUAUAGCAGGGGUAACCCACCGUCUAGGAUUUAUCCAGAACAUAAUAAACCUCAGGGUGUUAAACCUGAGCCACAAUGGCAUUUACACCCUCACAAACGAAAGCGAGCUGAAAAGCAGCUCACUGAAAGAAUUGGUUUUCAGUGGAAAUCGUCUUGACCGUUUGUGGAAUGCAAAUGAUCGCAAAUACUGGUCCAUUUUUAAAAGUCUCCAGAAUUUGAUACGCCUGGACUUAUCAUACAAUAACCUUCAACAAAUCCCAAAUGGAGCCUUCCUCAAUUUGCCCCAGAGCCUCCAAGAGUUACUUAUCAAUGGUAACAUAUUACGUUUCUUUAAUUGGACAUUACUCCAGUAUUUUCCUCACCUUCACUUGCUGGAUUUAUCGAGAAAUGAGCUGUAUUUUCUACCUAAUUCCCUAUCUAAGUUUGCACAUUCCCUGAAGAUACUGCUACUGAGCCACAAUCAUUUCUCUCACCUACCCUCUGGCUUCCUCUCCGAAGCCGGGAAUCUGAAGCACCUGGAUCUAAGUUUCAACAGAAUAAAGAUGAUCAAUAAAUCCUCCCUGCAAACCAAGACGAAAACGAACUUGUCUACUCUGGAGCUACAAGGGAACUAUUUUGACUGCACGUGUGACAUAAGUGAUUUUCGAAGCUGGCUAGAUGAAAAUCUGAAUAUCAGAAUUCCUAGAUUGGUAAAUGUUAUAUGUUCCAAUCCUGGGGAUCAAAAAUCAAAGAGUAUCAUGAGCCUAGAUCUCACGACUUGUGUAUCGGAUACCACUGCAGCUGUCCUGUUUUUCCUCACAUUCCUUACCACCUCCAUGGUUAUAUUGGCUGCUCUGGUUCACCACCUCUUUUACUGGGAUGUUUGGUUUAUCUAUCACAUGUGCUCUGCUAAGUUAAAAGGCUACAGGACCUCAUCCACAUCCCGAACUUUCUAUGAUGCUUAUAUUUCUUAUGACACCAAAGAUGCAUCUGUUACUGACUGGGUAAUCAACGAACUGCGCUACCACCUUGAAGAGAGUGAAGACAAAAGUGUCCUCCUUUGUUUAGAGGAGAGGGAUUGGGAUCCAGGAUUACCCAUCAUUGAUAACCUCAUGCAGAGCAUAAACCAGAGCAAGAAAACAAUCUUUGUUUUAACCAAGAAAUAUGCCAAGAGCUGGAACUUUAAAACAGCUUUCUACUUGGCCUUGCAGAGGCUAAUGGAUGAGAACAUGGAUGUGAUUAUUUUCAUCCUCCUGGAACCAGUGUUACAGUCCUCACAGUACCUGAGGCUUCGGCAGAGGAUCUGUAAGAGCUCCAUCCUCCAGUGGCCCAACAAUCCCAAAGCAGAAAACUUGUUUUGGCAAAGUCUGAAAAAUGUGGUCUUGACUGAAAAUGAUUCACGGUAUGACGAUUUGUACAUUGAUUCCAUUAGGCAAUACUAGCGAUGGGAAGUCACGACUCUGCCAUCAUAAAAACACACAGCUUCUCCUUACAAUGAACUGUGGCAAAUGAAAGGGCUUGACGUGCUGAGAAUAAGUGAUAAUUGGGUGCACAGCCCUAAACAGGACAAUUAUACCAGCCUCUCUAAGGCUCAGGUAACUUUGUGCAAGAGGGAGCCUGAAAAAUGAAUGGCCUAGGAAACAGGAAGAAGGGCUGGAAAAUGCUGUCUUCUGGGCAUAACAGCCAUUGCAACCGUAAUCACACAGCAGCUAUGGUUGCCUGCAGUGAGCCUGCACAAGACUGGGCCUCUUAUCAGUCAAUUACAGAUGGGGGCAGGUGCAUAAAACUAUACUUCAUCUUUCUAGGGGGCAGGUCCCCUGUACUCCAUCCUUCUGCACUAUCAACUAUUAGUGGGUCCAGGAAAGAGACAAUCGUUAUCUUCAGCUUUGAACCCAUUGAUGAGCCUAGAUUCAAUAGAUGGUUCAAAACUCAUGGUCACGCAGAAAGAGUUGGUAAAGUCAGUGCCCAGAAGACAAAACAAAAAGACCUGAACAUGAGAAAUGGUUUUGUAAGGAGGUGGGUAGGUUGUCCACAGUGAGAGAGGAGAUAGGAAAAGGUGGGCAUGAGAGUCACCAGAAUGCAUGGAUCUCUCUCAGAGAUUUCACUCUGGGAUCCACUCUCAAGCUCACCCCCAUGCAGUUGUCCUCAAGAGUCAGCUUCUCCUGGGUGUUAGCCAACAGAGAAAAGCUCAGCUCCGUGCUAUGUGAACUUUCCCCAAGGCAGCUUGUUUCAUCAAGGCCAGCGAGAGGGACACAGUUAGUCUUUUGGUAGUGAAUCAGAAAGUGACAGCCUACUACUGCAGUUGUAUUCUAUUUGGUAAAAGUCAACCACAGAUCCUACCAGCUCCAGGCACCAAGUAUCUCAGGUUCAGGGAAAGCUAUUGAAAGCCAGGGUAAUAGAUCUAGGGGCCUCUCAGCUAAGAGGAAAGAGUUCGAGAUAAGUGAUCUGAUCGUCUGAGUUAAUCAUUAUCCAUUUCUUUGGACUGAAAUUAAGAGACAGCUUGCCAUCUUGGUCACAGAUCAUCAAUACUGGGAAAGUCAAAUCACAUGGGCAGUCUUAUGAGGCAGCUUAUUAUGCCUACUUUUCAAUCCCUAAGAACAUUUGCCACUGUAUCUAAUGAUCUUGAUAUUAAGAUGCUGGUGAAGUUGAUAUAUCUAUGACUGUGGGGUUAUAUUACAUUGUGAUUGCAUUAAUUUUUCCUUUACAAUGACAUUUUAAAAUCUUAAGUUUUGAGACUAUAAUAUAACUACAUCAUUCCAUCUUUUUUUCUCUCUCCAAACCUUCUCACAUGCCCCACUAUGACUUUUAUAAAUGCUGCCUGCAAUAUUUGCUUUUUAAGCUUUUGAUGUUGCUUAAAUAAACACUGAAAAGGAUAUUUUUAAAAAGCCUUUUAAUCUUAAAUCAUUUUAAAGAUAUUCGCUUAAAUGAAAAGCUUUGGGGGGUAUUUGUUAUUUCCCAUUGGUGUAUAUUUUCAAAUGAAUGAUUAAAAUGUCUUCAUUUUACAUGACAAAUGUGUGAUAAAUCUGUAGUAGAAAACAGAACUCUGAUAUAAAAGUUGUCAUUUGCACUGA